Messenger RNA from Mesorhabditis spiculigera, 435 nucleotides. The record is from the annotation of a GenBank genome assembly. Lineage: Eukaryota; Metazoa; Nematoda; Chromadorea; Rhabditida; Rhabditidae.
AUGGUCGACUACCUGCAGUGGCUGAAGGCCGAGGCCCACGCCAGCCACAAGCGUCAAGACUCCACCUUCCACUCGAUCCUGAUCGCCGCGCUGUGCGUGUGGACGGGCCGUGUCGACGAGAUCAACCGAUUUUUGGGCUCUUCGCUGUCGUGCAAGGUCGCCAUCACCUCACGACACUUCCAAGCAAUUCGCGCCCUUCUCCUGUCCGUGCUGCCGGAGAAGGAGCUCGUGCUCCUCUGCGUCGACCUACCGGUUACGAUAGAUCUCCACGACUCGCACGAGUCCUCGGAGCCGCUUCCGAUUCUGUGGAUCUCGGACCUGCUGUCGCAGAAGGUGUUCCAGAAGUACAACGUCGACGUUGGGAGCUGGAUCGGACGUCAAAUCUCGGCAGCCGCACUUCCAACUAGCGCCGUGCUCAUCGAGGUCAUCGAGAGG